GUUAUCUCUACUCGUAUCUAGAAAAUAUGAAGAUCGUGACUCUAUUCUUUGCCUGCGUGGCUUUGCUCAAUUUUCCAAAAGUCGAUGCUUGGGGUGAUGAUGCUGUAAAUGAUCAUGGUAGAGAUGGUACUCCACUUCAUAAUUACCACCGAACAGCUUCCCGUAUUUGGGCUGAACAUGGACAUACUCAUCCCACUGAAUAUGAACCUAGUAAUGCACAAAACCUGAUCUUUAUAACAAAAGUGAUAAAUGGCCUUACUGCCGAUUGGCAUGUACUAUAUGGAGUUCUCGUUCCUGAUUUAAGAAUUGCAACGUGCAAUGGUCCAAAUGGAUACGUCAUAGUUGAGUUCAGUGAUAGCGUACGAUUAUAUGCAUGCAUGAAACCGUAUGCGUUAUUUGAAGAUUCUACUACCAACGGGCAGUCGGGGAAUAUUGGUGAUGUUCCAGUAUUCCUCGCUCAUGUAUACAGAGAAGGCACGCCUGAAUUGGCAGCCGAUCUUGCGCCUAGAGAUGAAAGGUCAAGAUUAAACUCUCAUAGACUUCUAUUUCAUGGUGAAUCUGAAAUUGAAAGGCUACAUUCGCAACCAGUCGGGCACGUACGUUACAUAAAGUCUGUUCGAAUUAAUGCAAAUCAUUCGUUUGAUAUUGAUGGAGACUUGUAUAAUUUCGCUCAUCCAAACCACAGAUUUUAAAUCGAAUCCAAGAGAUUCGAUUCGGUAAACCAUCCAGGUCAAAGAAUUCCUGACUAAUUAUUUUUAAAAGGCUUGUU
Belonocnema kinseyi is the source of this 769-nucleotide messenger RNA. RefSeq lists its product as uncharacterized. The record is from RefSeq and is a predicted model, not a curated record. The transcript is spliced from 3 exons. NCBI's taxonomy places the organism in Eukaryota, Metazoa, Arthropoda, Insecta, Hymenoptera, Cynipidae. Bases 27 to 692 code for a protein of 221 amino acids.